Auanema sp. JU1783 is the source of this 995-nucleotide messenger RNA. NCBI's taxonomy places the organism in Eukaryota, Metazoa, Nematoda, Chromadorea, Rhabditida, Rhabditidae. The record is from the annotation of a GenBank genome assembly.
AUGGAAAGAGCUAGACAAAAAAUGAUGGAAAGACAGCAACAAAGAGAACAGGAAAGAAGAUCACAGUCUCCUGUGAACUUGCUAUCCAUUAUCAUGAUAAUGUCUAUCAUCAUGAGUUUUGUAAGCGAAACAUCAGCUAUUCCUCAUAUGUAUUGCAUCAACAAUACAGUGUUCGUCGAACCGGAUAAACAUAACGCGAUGAUGUGUGCAGAUUCGGACUGCUUUAAUAUAAAGGCAGAAGAACUGAAAACACAAUCAUUUAAGUUACGGGCCAUACCCGGAAAACUAAUGGCAGAUGUUAGAUUGAUCUCCCCCGAAGGAACAGUAACAAUCCGGUGUAAGAGAGAUCAAAUUUGCUCAAAGGCAUACCUUUUAUCAAGGAAUUUGAUUGGAAAUCCCGAUUGUUGGCCUAUAGGUGCUCAAAUAUCCGCAUUUAUACUAAUUACACUAGUGACCGCCAUAUCACUACCGUUAAUACGAUUCGGGAUACAAUAUCUAAGAAAUGCGAACGUAAUAAGUCAAGCUCGUAUAGGUUGGAGAAGAACUCAGGAAAUAGCCAGAAACAUAAGAAAUUUAAGAGGGUCAAGAACCUCCGAAGUUGAAAUGGUUACGUUCCCUAGUGCUCCACCUGAUAGCCCAACUCCACCAAAGCCAGCAAGAUAUUUGGCUAUGGAAAGAGAAGGCAAAACGAAAUCACCUCAACCUUUGCCAAUGGUCUUCGAAGAAGAAGAAUCCAGGGAAGGAAGAAGUUGGGAAGAAAAUGAUCCAACGUAUGAUCAACCUCAACCAGAAGUGGAAUAUGCAAACAUGCCACCCCAACGAGAAGCUAAGAGCGAUCCUCCAGUACCCAAGCAUGGGAGGAAGUUGAGAAAAUCCAAAACUUUCACAAAGCUGUCCAUGAUGACGCUUAUUAUUUGCAAUUUGAUUCCUAUUAUAUUAGGAUGUCAAGAUGCUCAUAUUAGACGUGUAUCAGAACUCAAAUGUGACAAUCGAAC